AGUUUUACCCUAUUUUUGGGUUUCAGAUCUUCAUUAGUGUUUUGUAACCACAAGUGUGUAUGUUCCUCUAGUCCCAAACCAAACUUAAACUUAUCAGUUCCUUGUUACACGGAAGCUGAUCGUAUAAGCUACAUGAGAAUCAAAACAACUACAUAUAUUUUCUUCCAACCAUUUCUUUUUAUUUUUUAAUUUCUUGUGUUAUUGGAAGAUGGAUUUGCUAAAGAUUCAGCUGACAACGUUAAGAUGGAUCAUAAUGAUGACACUGAUGCUGAGAAUAGGAGAAUCGAUGAGACUGGAUCUGGAAUCAGGCAUCACCAAAUGCAUCUCCGACGACAUCAAAAUAAAUUAUAUGACUGUAGGAAAUUACUCCGUCGUCAAUCCCAACGAAGCUCUGCAUCUUCCUGCUUCCCACAAAAUAUAUGUUACUGUGACGUCGCCUAAAGGGCACAGUCAGCAUCAUGCAGAAAAUGUGGAGUCUGGAAAAUUCGUUUUCACGGCGAUGGAAAGCGGCGAUUACACAACGUGUUUUGUGGCUCUCGGUUUUAGACCUACGGCCAAGUUCGCAGUUGAUUUCGAGUGGAAAAGUGGCGUGGAGGCUAAAGAUUGGGCCACCAUCGCCAAGAGAGGCCAGAUCAACAUGCUGGAGGUGGAGGUGAGGAAACUACUAGACGUGACAGAAUCUAUACACGACGAAAUGUUUGAACUCCGGGAAAGGGAACGGGAAAUGCAGGAGCUAAAUCGAUCGACAAACUCGAGAAUGGCUGCUCUAAGUUUACUGUCAUUCGUGUUUACGUUGUCGGUCGCUUGUCUACAACUAUGGCAUCUCAAGUCAUUCUUGGAAAGGAAGAAGCUUCUCUAAUCAAACAAGUUGUUUCUCUUACUUUUAUCAGAUUUUUGUGUCCUCGGAUUUAGUUUCUUUUUGUACUAAAAGAAUAACUUUCUUUAUCUUGGAUUUUGAGAAUUUAACAUUAUAUAUUCUGGUUAUCCCAAAGUCGUACUAAUUAAUGUCUUGUGUCUCAUCUUUUAUACUUCACUAAUGGUUAACAGUGUUGUAAGAUGCUCUGCCUGCUCGCAUGGGAUAGACAAAUCUCUCGUUCCAAGCCG
Brassica napus (rape) is the source of this 1104-nucleotide messenger RNA. Its product is annotated as transmembrane emp24 domain-containing protein p24delta11-like. Gene Ontology annotation, biological process: intracellular protein transport; Golgi organization; endoplasmic reticulum to Golgi vesicle-mediated transport. The transcript has 4 exons. The record is from RefSeq and is a predicted model, not a curated record. Gene Ontology annotation, cellular component: Golgi apparatus; endoplasmic reticulum; COPII-coated ER to Golgi transport vesicle. Lineage: Eukaryota; Viridiplantae; Streptophyta; Magnoliopsida; Brassicales; Brassicaceae. The coding region runs from base 209 to 859 and encodes 216 amino acids.